This is a messenger RNA of Lotus japonicus, 909 nucleotides long. RefSeq lists its product as uncharacterized. Bases 1 to 909 code for a protein of 302 amino acids. The transcript is spliced from 7 exons. The record is from RefSeq and is a predicted model, not a curated record. NCBI's taxonomy places the organism in Eukaryota, Viridiplantae, Streptophyta, Magnoliopsida, Fabales, Fabaceae.
AUGGAGUCUGGCAUGUUUGAGGAUGAGUUUCAAAAUGAUGGUUCUUUUCUACACGAUGAGUUUGAGGAUGGUGAGAAUUUUGAGGAUACUGAGAAUGAGACAUCGGAUGCAACUGAUGAUCCAAAACGACAAGGCUGGUUGGUCCAAAUCAGAAAUUUGAAUGGAGAAGUGACAGAACGUCGUAUGUGGGCUAAACAAGUUCCUAAACUUCCUGUUACGGAGCAAAUUAUAGUUCCUUUUAAAGGAAAUCAGCCUGUUGGAACUGAUAUUGAUGGGCUCCUAGGACAAUAUCUGGGUCGAUUAGCUUCUAACCACAAAUUACUUCCUAUUAGUUUCAAGAAGUGGCCUGAGGUGGUUAAGACAUACAAAGAUUGGGUUUGGGAAAAACACAUUAAGUGGGAGCCAAUCCAUGAAGCAGCAGCAAGAACAAGCUUUAUGAUGGAUAUGGGGAAAAAAUGGAGGGAGAAUAGGAUACGGUUGUUCCACACCAAGUUUGACCAGACAUUAAGUCGUGAAGAAAAUAUCAGAAAUCCUCCAUUGUCAAUUCCACCAACAGAGUGGGCUGCCUUUAUAGAUUAUCGAUUGGAAGAGGACACUACGAAAAAAAGCAAACAAAAUGCAGCAAAUAGAGCAAAGCUUACGAUUAACCAUACCGGUGGCUCUAAGAAACUAAAGAGAAGAAGUGAAGAGAUUAUGAGUCAAAUUGGGAAACCAGUGAGUAGGGGCACCUUAUAUAUAGAAACUCAUAAGAGAAGGGAUGGGAGUUACAUUAAUGAAGAGGCUCGACAAGUUUGUGAGAAGAUUGCUGAAAUUGAGAGUCAGGGAACUGUUCCUGUAGAAGUCGCAAUUGAUGACUCUCUUGGACAAGUAAAGGGAGCAGAACAUUAUGGUCGUGUCCGAGCGAUUUAA